This is a messenger RNA of Racocetra persica, 138 nucleotides long. Lineage: Eukaryota; Fungi; Glomeromycota; Glomeromycetes; Diversisporales; Gigasporaceae. The record is from the annotation of a GenBank genome assembly.
UUAGAUCCACAUUUAAAGUGGCAUGAUAAGGGAGUUCCACAAGAAGAAGAAGAAAGUUCUCCAUCACAAUCAAAGUUAAGGGUACCUUCACAACCAGAAGUGAUACGACGAAACAGAUGUUUAGGCGGAUAUGCCAGA